CUGACUUUACUGAUAAUAUCGUUAGCUUGAUAAAAAGUAAACAAGUGCAAAGUUUCUACAAAACAAAAGUGGAAAUUGCAAUCAUUCGGCUGUGUCAGCAUAUAAUUUCAAAAUGAAACGUUUCGUUGUCGCAUUACCUAGUGUACUGGGUAGAAAUGCAUCAAAAUCAAAGUUGCUAAAGAAUGAAAAAUGUGUUAGAACAUUGCAAGUGGGGAGAACGUUAUCUGACAGUUUUACUGACCAUUCAACCACACCUUUUCCAGAGUUUGACACGUUUGCCACUCACGAUGAGCUAUACCAGUUUAGUCUGAACUCGCCAGACUUUUUCUGGGGCACACUGGCACGAUCUCGUAUUAAUUGGUAUAGGGAUUUUGGAAGGGUUAAAGACUGUGAUCUUACAAGAGGUCAUAUCAGGUGGUUCCUUGAUGGAGAGUUAAAUGUGUCAGUGAAUUGUGUUGACAGACAUGCCGAGAAGAAUCCUGAUAGUAUUGCUCUGAUAUGGGAGAAAGAUGAGCCUGGCACACAAGAAUAUGUCACCUAUAGGGAGUUGCUUCAGCUAGUAUGUAGAAUGUCAAAUGUUCUGGAGAGCCAUGGUGUGAAAAGAGGUGACAGGGUAGCCAUCUAUCUCCCCCAGUCCCCUGUGGCUGUGGCGGCCAUGUUGGCAUGUGCUCGUAUAGGGGCAAUACAUAAUGUUGUGUUUGCUGGGUUUAGUUCAGAAGCUCUUGCUGGCCGUAUUGUUGAUGCUCAAGCCGAGACUGUGAUAACAGCAGACCAAGGUGUGAGAGGAGGUAAAAUAAUCGAGCUGAAGCAGGUGGUCGAUGAUGCUCUGAAGUCAUGUACAUGUGUUAAACGUGUAUUUGUGUACCAACGUACUGGCAAUGAUGUACCAAUGGGAAAAUUAGAUAUUAACCUUGACAAGGAACUAGCCAGUCAGCCAGAUACCCACACACCAGCUGUCAUGGACAGUGAGGACUAUCUGUUUAUGUUGUAUACUUCCGGUUCAACCGGUAAACCCAAGGGUAUUGCUCAUACACAAGCAGGCUAUCUUCUGUAUGCAGGACUCACCAUGAAGCAUGUGUUUGAUUAUAAGCCUAAUGAGUUAUUUGGCUGUGUAGCAGAUAUUGGGUGGAUCACCGGACACACGUAUGUUGUUUACGGCCCUCUAUUUAACGGUGCUGCCACUUUACUAUUUGAAAGCACCCCAGUCUACCCGAACCCUGGUCGGUACUGGGAGACCAUUGAACGCCUGAAACUUAACCACUUGUACCUGGCACCAACAGCUCUACGUAUGUUAUUGAAGUCUGGCGACUCAUGGGUUACCAAAUAUGAUAGGUCGUCACUAAGGAAACUUGGUUGUGUUGGAGAGCCUCUGAACAGAGAGGCAUGGGAGUGGUUUUAUGAAGUGAUAGGUGAAGAAAGAUGUGACAUCUGUGACACAUGGUGGCAGACUGAAACUGGUGGUAUUGCAAUUACCCCACGACCUUCGGCACCAGGGGCGGAAAUAAGGCCGGCCAUGCCUAUGAGACCAUUCUUUGGUAUAGAUCCAGUUCUGAUGGACCCACAAAUGGGAACAGAAUUGACUGGUGGAGAUGUGAAAGGUGCCUUGUGCAUUAAACGACCUUGGCCAGGAAUGGCAAGAUCAAUAUAUGGAGAUCAUCAAAGAUUUAUAGAUACAUACUAUAAAACCUACCAUGGUGUAUAUUUUACUGGUGAUGGAGCAUAUAGGACCAAGGACGGCUAUUAUCAAAUCACGGGUAGAAUGGAUGAUGUUCUCAAUGUCAGUGGACACAGACUUGGUACGGCAGAAAUAGAAGAUGUUAUAGAUGAUCUUGAAGAAACUGCAGAAUCAGCUGUAGUUGGUUUCCCUCAUGACAUUAAAGGAUGGGGUAUCUAUGCAUUUGUGGUGUUAAAGGACGACGUAAAAACAUCUGAAGAGGAGAUGAAAACUCAGUUGAAAGCUAUGGUGAAAAAACGAAUUUCUGCAUUUGCUCAGCCAGACAUUAUUAUGUUCACGCCAGGGUUGCCAAAAACACGCUCAGGAAAGAUCAUGCGUAGAAUAUUGCGUAAGAUAGCUGCCAACCAGCCUGAUGAACUAGGAGAUGUUUCGACACUCUUUGAUCCAUCAAUCGUUGAUGCUCUAGUAGAAAAACACAAACAGAUCACUGGAAAGUCCUAGUGUGAAACUUGUACAUCAUUAGUUUUUAGCAAAAUGCAUAUUUAUAGGAUAUUCAAAAGCAAUUGUUUUCAUACUUGAAUCAAAAUGCAAUUUCCUGAAGACACUUAAAUACAUUUCACUGGUUUAAAAACAAAACAAAAAUCAAAGCAUACCAAGAACGUGUCCGAAUUUCAUAACAUUUGGGUAAUAGUGUUAACUAGCAACAUGCUUGUUUGAAUUUAGGUUUGUGUGACUUUAACCUGUUUUGGUAAAAAAUUGUAUGAUUUAGAAGCUACAUAUUAUAAAAUUCAUAAAUCCACGUUCCCCACCCUGUCUUUAUUACAUUGUGAUAAAAUAAGCCUAAAAAUUAAAAAAAAAAAAAAAAAUUAAAAGAAGUUUAGAUGAUUUAUUUUGAAGUCCGUUAGAUAAGUCUUGACAUCUCAGGUAUGUUGUGUACAAGGAACAAAACAUAAAUAUCAGGUAAUUUUGUAUAAUAAUUCUAUGACUGAGUGUAAAAGUUGUAGUUUGAUAAAAAAAAAUUAAAAAUUCAGAAAACCAUUUAUGCCAAAAUCUGAUUUUUAUUUUAUGAUCGGUAGGUAGGUCAAUACAAAUGCUGUCAUGCUCUUAGAGGUUGAUUGAAAAAAAAAAUACAUUUUUGUGUAUAAAUUUGGAAAGGCUUUUUUCUUGAAAUAUUUUGACUAAUUUGGAGGCAUGCAGCUUUCAAUAAUCUCCAGUUAAUCUACCAAACUAAUUCUAAGGCACCUUUACGUUAAAAUGAUUCUUUUUUUUCAUUUCUUUUUAAAAAUAAAACUGUGAUAAAUUCUAUGCAAAAGAAUCAUUAUUACCCUUCUUUCCAAACAACUUAUAAAAUUGUUUAAAAUGUUUGAGAAUUAACAGAAAACUACAUUAAUAUGAGGAGAAGAAAAACAUUAUGCAUAGAAAAGUAAAGUGCCUUACAAUAGUGGCAAGCUUAGACAUAGUUAUAUAAUGAAUAUUUAAUCAGAUGUAUGGAAUCAUGCUUUCCUAAGGUAGUAUUAACCUUGCUAAGAUUAUGUCAAAAAUUUGUCCUGCUUGAAUUUAGAACUUUAUUGUAAGUUUUAGUGAAUUUUGUCAUCAUAAAAUUGAGCAAACAGAAGUAAAGAGCCUGAUCAGACUGUACAGAAGUGCAGGAUGACCUGGCAUUAUACUUUUUUAGCUCGACUAUUCGAUAAGAAUAAGUAGAGCUAUUGCAGUCACACGAGCGUCGGCGUCAGCGUCGGCGUAACCAAUUAUGUUAAAGUUUUUGUAAUAGUUCAAAUAUUUUCAAAGUCCAUUGACAUAUGGCUUUGAAACUUUGCACACUUGUUCACCAUCAUGACCCCAACCUGUAGACAGAAGGAGGUAACUCUAUCAAGCAUUUUGACAGAAUUAUGCCCCUUUUUCAACUUAGAAUUUACAUUAAAGUUUUUGUAAUAGUUCAAAUAUUUUCAAAGUCCAUUGACAUAUGGCUUUGAAACUUUGCACACUUGUUCAACAUCAUGACCCCAACCUGUAAACAGGAGGAGGUAACUGUAUCAAGCAUUUUGACAGAAUUAUGCCCCUUUUUCGACUUAGAAUUUACGUUAAAGUUUUUGUAAUAGUUCAAAUAUUUUCAAAGUCCAUUGACAUAUGGCUUUGAAACUUUGCACACUUGUUCAACAUCAUGACCCCAACCUGUAAACAGGAGGAGGUAACUGUAUCAAGCAUUUUGACAGAAUUAUGUCCCUUUUUCGACUUAGAAUUUACGUUAAAGUUUUUGUAAUAGUUCAAAUAUUUUCAAAGUCCAUUGACAUAUGGCUUUGAAACUUUGCACACUUGUUCACCAUCAUGACCCCAACCUGUAGACAGGAGGAGGUAACUCUAUCAAGCAUUUUGACAGAAUUAUAACCCUUUUUCGACUUAGAAUUUACGUUAAAGUUUUUGUAAUAGUUCAAAUAUUUUCAAAGUCCAUUGACAUAUGGCUUUGAAACUUUGCACACUUGUUCACCAUCAUGACCCCAACCUGUAAACAGGAGGAGGUAACUGUAACAAGCAUUUUUUUUACUGUCAAGCACUAAGAAUAGUCGAGCGUUGCUGUCCUACCGACAGCUCUUGUUUGAUUGAUGGAAUAGACAAGCCUUCAUGACUAGGUUUUUUUAAAAAAAGAAAUAUUUUAAAUUUUGUUUCAUCAAAUGUACAUGUAUAUAUGACAAUGUUUAUGACGUUAAGUACAUGUACUGAUGAAAAAAAGAAGUUGCAUCUUGAUAUGUUUUACAUAGUUUAAUUGAGAAUUUAUUCAAAUUGAUAAUUGUUAAUUUUUACAUGUAUUGUUAACUCUCAUGAUACACUUUGUUACAGUUACUUAAUUUAGUAUUCAUGAACACAUCCUUUAUUUGUUAUUGUUGAUUUUUUACCCUUUUGUUAAAUGUAUAUUGUAUUCAAGAGCUUUACAUAAUUUGUAUCUUCAUUUAAUUAUUAUAUUUUACUUACUGGGAAUACAAAAUGAAAUGUUUAAGAUAAAGAAAUUGUGAUUGUUCUCGAUAGAAUACAAAUGGUUUUGAAUUGAGAAGGUGUGAUCAUUUUUUUGUCUCAAAUAUCAUCUAUGUAACGUUUAUUUAGAAAGUCACACUGUGACAGACUUACCUGAAGGUGGGGCAUCCAUGACCAAGUGGUUACAGUUGUUGACUUCAAACCACUUGUCUUUCACCACUGUAGGUUUGAUCCACGCCAGCAUCUUUGAAUAAUUUCAUGCAAGAAAGCUAGUCCAGCUAGCUUACAAAACAAUGGUGGUUUUAGUCAGGUGCCCAUUUGUGCCUGAAAUAAUGCACAAAGGGGCACCUGAGGUCUUCCUCCACCAGUAAAGCUAGAAAGAAGCCCUAUAACCUAUACUGUGUUGGUGGUAAGUUAAACCCAACAAAAAGAAUUUCUGCAAUGUCCAAGAGGUGGCUCAUGAUUCUCUGUUACUAUUGACAACUAAGGCUGUUUUACCUCUAUUAUGAGCUUUGUCUCAUAACUAAGAUGGUGAAGUUGAUUCACCCUUGCAGUAAAAUCAGGUGGAACAAUCAUUCAGUAAAUUGAUCACUCUGAUAUGACUGAUAUUGUUUUAAAACUGAUAUGAAACCCAGUAAGCAAAACAAAAUUUCAGCAUGGUAAGAAAGAUGUUCAUUAGCUCCUUCUAAAAAUUAGUUUCCAAAUUUACAACAUGGCAAGAAAGUUGUUCACUCUUUCUAAUAUAGCUGUCAAAGUCACAUGAAGUAAAAUCUUAUCACAAGCAUGCUGUUAUUUUACUAUGUCAUUUUUGACUCUUGAAUACUAAUGAGGUGGCUGCAGAAGGUUGGUGGAUCUUGUGGUGUUAUUUGCUUUAAAUCUGUAACCCUGAAAAAUUUAGUAUUGUUUACUUACUGGUUUGGGAGAUAAACUCGGCCAAAAAUCGGUGUUUUUGGGGCAAAUUUCAUUUAUUUGUUUACGUAUUCUGAUGAAUCUUGCACCAUAAUAAACUUCAGCUCUUCGAUAUUCCGGUAUCACCAUAAAAGUUAUAUUUAGAAACAAGACGGGUAAUUUGGAGAGGCCCUGGAAGAGGUAAUACUAUGUAAAAAGCACAUUUUUAACACGCGCCAGUAGAUAAUUUCGGCUCUUUGUUUUUCUUCUUAAAUCAUUUUUAAUGAGUAAAUUAAAAUGUAGAAUAACAUGUUUAGACAUUUUAUUAUUCCUUUGCUAUUCAUAUAUGUCAAAUGAAAAAAUAUGUUUUAUCAGAAAAAUAAGGACUGUUACUUUUAUACAAUGUUAUGUAAAAAAAAACCCAAAAAACUUGGAUACUUUUUUUUCGUAAAAAGACAUGCAUUUUAAUUUAUUAAAAUACGAAAUAUGCAGUUUAAGAAUUAGUGAUUCAAAUGUAUUUUGGCUUGGGUAACUUCGUAAUUUAACAGAGUGAAGAAGAAAUUAAUUUAGUGGUAUUCAACCUACACAAUAACAUAAUAAAGGAGCACUUAACAUCAGUUUUUCAAUCCAUUGCACUAAAAUAUAACAUUUGUGAUUAUUUGUGCAAUCGGACUUUUUCUGAGUUUGCAAGACAAAAUUGAGUCUAAAUUCAUCUACAAAAUGUAUCCGUGAAUAUCGUCUGCUUUACCGGUAGUCGGUCAAUGUAUAAAAGUAACCCUGUACGAGCCUCAAAAUGAGCAUCUUCUGCGCAUGCGUACAACAAUUGGAUUUCCCGUACUAUUUAUAGGCAUGUUUUUUUAACAAACGGGUAAAUGUCUGUGCUAUUUUUAGCUCGACUAUACGAAGUAUAUGGAGAGCUGUCCUACCGGCGUCCGCGUCCAGAUUUCAGAUUAAAGUUUUGGUGCAGUAAAAUAUUUUUCACUAUAACUUUGUCAUUUCUUAAGGUAUCAACUUCAAACUUCAAAUAUAUGUUCCUUAUCAUCAACCACAUCUUAUGUGACAAGGUUCAUAACUGUAGCACCAAUAUUUUCAGAUUUAUCUCCCCUUGAACUUAGAAUUUUCCUUAAAAAAUACUAUUUUUUACUGUUACUUCUUUAUUUCUUAAGGGAUCAACCUCAUACUUCAAAUAUAUGUACCUUAUCAUCAUCCCCAUCUUAUGUGACAAGGUUCAUAACUCUAGCAACAAUAUUUUCAGAUUUAUCUCCCCUUGAACUUAGAAUUUUCCUUAAAAAAUACUAUUUUUUACUGUUACUUCUUUAUUUCUUAAGGGAUCAACCUCAUACUUCAAAUAUAUGUACCUUAUCAUCAUCCCCAUCUUAUGUGACAAGGUUCAUAACUUUAGCACCAAUAUUUUCAGAUUUAUCUCCCCUUGAACUUAGAAUUUUCUUAAAAAAUAUUAUUUUUUACUGUAACUUAUUUAUUUCUAAAGGGAUCAACUUCAUACUUAUGUACCUUAUCAUCAUCCACAUCUUAUGUGACAAGGUUCAUAACUCUAGCACCAAUAUUGCAAGAAUUAUCUCCCCAUCAACUUAGAUUUUAAUACUAGAAAAAUGUUAUUUUUUACUAUAACUUUUUUAGUUUUAAAGGUAUCUACCUCAAACUUCAAAUACUUAUUCCUUAUAAUUAAUUAUAUUUUAUAUGACAAUGUUCAUAACUCUUGAAGUAAUUUUUACAGAUUUAUUUCUAUUUGAACUUAGGAUUUUCUUUAAGAAAUAUUAUAACUUUGUUACUUUUUAAGGUAUCUACUUCAAACUUCAAAUAUAUACUUCUUAUCAUUACAUCCAUGUUGUGUGACAAGGUUCAUAACUCUAGCGUGACUAUUUCUAGAGUUAUUUUCCUUGAUCUUGGAAUUUAUUUUAACAAAUGUUAUUUUUUUACUAUAACUUAAUGCAUAAUUAUACAUAAUUGAUUUUUCUUUCAUAGUUUUGUCCUCCUUACUGCAUCCAGAAUUUUAUUAGUCGAGCUUGGCUGUCUCCUGUGACAGCUCUUGUUUAAAUAUCUUACCAAACUUGACCAAAUUUCCAGAUAUUGUCGAAUUCCAGCGUUCGUACGAGAUGGUGAGCUUGAUUACAUUAAAAAAAGCCGAUAAGUCGAUUACAUUAUAAAAAGCCGAGUUUAUUAACUCCCCAACCAGUAUAGCUUUUUUUUCUAUUAUUUUUUAUUUGUUAGAUGAUAUUGUUAUUAUAUUAGUAAUGUUAGCGCAAAGUUUUGUAGAUUAGUUCAACAAUGAUUGGAAGUCAUUUAUAUGGAGUAGUUUCAUAGGUACAGUUGUUUUAAUAUUUUCUCUACAAUUGUUUAUUAUUGUCAAUUUUGAUAAAUCAUUUUGAAUCUGUUUGAUUGUAAUUAUGGAUACAGUAUGUCAGUAACUAUGCAAAUACUUUUAUACAUUUACUUGUUAAUGAAUUGCUAUUUUCUAGUCAAAAAUAUAAUUCAUUGUUAUGCAAAAUAUGUCCACACUCCCCCUGCAUUAAUCAGACCAAAGUUUAUAUUUUGUCAUGUAUUUUAUAUAUGGAAUAUUUUUACUAUGACUAAAGAAACCUUUUUUACCAGGUUUUCAGCGUCUUCAUUGAAAACCUGGUUUCAUUGCAAUUAGGUACUUCUUAGUUUUUUAAUUGAAAGGUAGUAAAUAAGAUUAAAUAGUGGAUCUUUUCCUGAUUAUUACCCCCACAAAUUGUUUUGAAAUGUUCUAAAGACACAGGUAGUUUUUUACACAAGUGUUUCAGUUCAUGCUUUUUUUACAUGAAUAAUAGUUUGUCUAUAUUAACAUUGAAUUGAUAUAUUGUUAUUAACAUUGAAUUGAUAUGUUGUUAUAUUGUUUUUUGGCCAUUUUAUAUAUGGUAAAUCCUGUUGACCAGUAUUUUUACAUGUAUUCAGGCUUAUAUGUUACAUUAACUUAUCAAUAUAAACCAGUCUAAAAACAGCAGCAUCUGAUUGGCUGAUAUUGCAAAUAAAUUUGAAAUUGACCUGAAUCGAAAGACUGGUUUAAUGCUAAACUGAAUCUUAUUUUAAGAUAAUGAGAAGGCAACCUUCAGUUAAGACAAAUAUACAUUUGUAUAAUUAUGUUUUUUAAUAUUUAUAUAAGAAAAUAUACAUCUGCAUCAUAUGAUCAAUUGCAUAUAAGAUUUACAGUGAAACCUCUGAAGAGCUACCUCCUGUAGAGCAAUAACAACUUUAUAACAACCUUAACAUUAACUCCCAAAGUAUUUCAUUUAUUUAUUUAAAUGCCAUCUGUGCACAAUUACAUCCAUUUAAGCAUAAAAGAUAAACAAUAUUACAUCCUACAUAGCCAUUCUUCGAGUAGAGGCUUUAGAUGUCUUACAUAUUUUACAAUUAAAACUAAAGUCUGUUAUACUAUAGGCAUAUUAUAUGAGCAUAUAUACCAAAACAUACACAUAUAUUAUGCAAAUACAUUUCACAUUAAAAUGUAAUAUUAAAACAUCACAUGAUGUCAAGUGUAAAAUUUGCCAAGGGAAAUACCCAUUUUAAAAGAGCACUAUUAAAGGGUAAACAUAUAGAUGCUCAGAAAGUGUGCAUCUUCAAUGUAAUAUUUGUCAAAAGGCGUAGGUUAUAUACCCAAAGUAUGACAUCAUAGUAGAUUUACCAUACUAGAGGAACACCUCCCAAUAACAGUCAAAGUAGAGGUAGUACUGUAUAAUCUAUUUUUGCUCCUGUUUGACAUAUUGUUACCAUUUAUUUUUAAAUGUUUUUGAAUUUGCAAUUAUAAUAAAAUUAAUCAAUUCAUAUGCAAAAUUUGAAUUAUAUUAUAUGAUUUUAGCUUCAAAAGCAAUAUAUUUCCAACAAAAAAAUAAGAAAAAGAUCUGUGUGUAGUACUAUUUGAUAUGCAGCUGUAUUUAAAGUAUAGUAAAUGUUGUACAUUGGAUUUUGAUUUGAUUUAGAAAUGAUGGAAAUUUUUACUUAAAUUCUGUACAUAAAAUGCAUUUUGUAUUUUAAAUCAGGGGUUCACUUAAUUGUCAUGAUAAUCUGUACUUUUGUACUGUGGAAAUUCAUAGAAUAAUUGAUUAAUUUUUUCUAGAAAUUAUGUUGUGCGUAAUUUUUAUCACAUGAUGUAUGUUGGUUCAUUAUUAUCGAAGCUUAUUUCAAAAUUUCAAAUUUCUUCACAUUUUAUUCGUAUUCAGGUUAAGUGUGUAAUACUGAAAUGUGGACUUUAAAUAUCAUUAGAUAAUGAAAUUUUGGGAAAGUUUCUUUUCAAAACGUGUGGUUUUAGAUAAUGAUCUAAAAAAGAUCUUUCAAUCUUAAAAUUAUCUAUAUAAAACGGUUCUAUAUUUUAUUAAAACAGAAAAAAUGCCUUACAAACUUCUGCACUACAAAGGACCAUUUUAAUCAUUCAGGUUUAUGACGCUAGAUAUACACAUGUAUCAUGUUUGUAAUUAAAAUGUCAUUUCAUAAUUGAAGAAAAGUAAUUACCAUUGUAAAAUAAAUAAAUAUUAUAAAAAAAGACUUAAGUUCUACAAAAAUCAUUUUUCAUUGGAUCAAAGUUGAUGUGGACCAAUUGUCUAUUAAAAGCCAGUUCUGCAUUUCAUAGAAAGUCUUUAAUGUAUAUUAUGUCCUAGGGUUAAAACCAACUUUAGGACCAACUUAAGACCGUUUCAAUAAAUGUUUUUACCUUCAGUCAGAGACUGUAGACUAAUUAAAUUCAUUUUCCUGAGAAAAAUUCAGAAAUACAAUGACAGACCCUUUUAUUCACAAUGUGUUACUGGUCAUUUGUAUUGCUAUUCAGAAAUUUAAAAAAGUCAUGAAAUAGGAGUCAUAAGUUAAGACGUUUACUUUGAAAUGCAAAAUUUUUUGUCUUAAGGCUGAUUUCAGAAAAAAAAACUUUCUAUGAAAUGCAGCCCAGAUGUGUAAUCUUAACCAACAGCAUUGGAUUGUAAAUAUAUCUGCAUGUUCUGUAAUGCAUGUUCAUUUAUUACAAAUAUUUCUGCAUAUUUUUGUAUGUAUAUGUCCUAUACAUGUUUUGUGUGGUUUUUAAAAGAUUUUUUAUGCUACAAAUUUAAAAUGCCUGUUUUGCCCCCUAAUUUUAAAAAGUGUAUCAAUACAUAUAGAAAAAAUGUCAUGCAUUGUAAAAACCACCUUACAAACUGCAUGAUCUAUUACUAGAUCAUUGAAUCUAUAUAUAUAUAUACAGAACGACCCUCUGUAGAUUCAGCAAUUAUCUCUUUCAUUUUAUUCUCAAAGUAAGACAUCAGAAUAAAUUUAACCUUUGUAGAGCAACACCUCAUAGCAGUAACCAAAAUCAUUGUCUUCCAAAGGGUGUUGCUCUACAAAGGUUUUAUUGUAUAAUAUGUCUAAUUUGACUUAAGGUGAGAAUUUUCAACUGAAACAUUGUAUGGGCAGAAUCCAUUAUUAAAAUUUCAGUCAACCAAUGUCAGAUUAGUGUGGAAGAUGAGGUUAAUUAAAAUAGGUGUAUAUUUAUUUUCAUGCUGUGUAAAAGAUUAUUUGUAUGGUAUUUUACAUGAUUUUUUUAUAACCAUAUAUACAAUACAGGUGAGGUAAAGUUUGUUGGUAUACAGUAUGUUUUCAGUUUGAUUUUAUGCGUUGAGUACAUGUAUAAUAAUGAUUUGAGGUGUUGAAUAUAAUUAUAAUUUUGGCCAGAAAAGUAGACCAUGAAGAUGUAUAUAUUAUUAUAUCAAUAAAGAAAAGCACUGAA
This is a messenger RNA of Ruditapes philippinarum (Manila clam), 11255 nucleotides long. RefSeq names its product acetyl-coenzyme A synthetase 2-like, mitochondrial. Gene Ontology annotation, cellular component: mitochondrion. The record is from RefSeq and is a predicted model, not a curated record. Bases 113 to 2176 code for a protein of 687 amino acids. The transcript has 13 exons. Gene Ontology annotation, molecular function: AMP binding; acetyl-CoA synthetase activity. NCBI's taxonomy places the organism in Eukaryota, Metazoa, Mollusca, Bivalvia, Venerida, Veneridae.